AAUUAAAUAAAAGAAGUGACAAAUGUAAGCCUGUAGUAACUAUAACAAGUGUAGAACUUUGAUUCGCAGAUUAAACGUUUUCCCAGAUUAACUCCGUCACUGCGGCGCGUCCUCGGGGCUUUUAUUGUGGGCGCGGCGGCCGGAAGUGCGGCUUGGCGCGGCGCUGUGUUUGGCUUGACGGAGCUGCUCCUCCACUCCAGGCAGCAAACAUGGACGGUACAUGUGAGAGACUGAGCGGAACAUGAGCCCUGCAGCUCGCUGUCCGACGAACCAGCACCAACAACGAGUGGCGGGCAGACAGGCGGCAUGACAGAGGAGAAAUGUCCCCAGCUGGUGGACUACUUCGUGGUGGCGGGUCUGGACCCCGCGGGGCCCUGGAGGCCCCUGGACGACGACGGCAAGACCUCCUCGUCCUCCUCGUCCUCGUCCUCGUCCUCCUCGUGCUCGCCGGGCCGGGCGGUGGAGCCGGUGACCGACCUGGCGGUGAUCGCCCGCGGCCUCGGGGAGGAAGUGCCCGAGGGCUUCACCUGCAUCGAGAGGACGCCGGGGGGCCACCCGGCCGAGCUGAGCGCCGGCCUCAUCAACAACCCACACCUGUACCUGUGCUACCGCCGGGGACGGGACAAGCCCCCCAUCCUGGACCUGGGGGUUCUGUAUGAAGGGAAGGAGACGCCGAAGCAGGGCUGGUACGUCAUCGAGACGACGCCGUACAGCCGCUCGGCCAGCCUGAGCGCGGGCGGCGGCCCCGCGGCGCACCGGGUCUUCCUGACGUACCGGCGGGCGCUGGACUCGCAGGGCCUGCACACGCUGGGCGUCACCGACAUCGUCCUGCUGCUGCCCAGCAAGGGGGAGACGGCGCCGCACACCUUCUGCCGCGUGGACAAGAACCUCAACACCGGCAUGUGGGGUCCUGCUCUGUACCUGUGCUACAAGCGAGCCGUGGCCAAAGCCAACGCCCUGGUGUUUGAGGCCGGUCUCAUCAGCAGGUAUCCGGAGCAGGACCUGGAGUCGUUCCCUCUGCCAGAGUCGGUGCCGGUCUUCUGCCUCCCGAUGGGCGUCACCGUGGAGAGCUGGCCUCUCAACACCAAGUACCAACUCCCCGUCUUCUCCACCUUCGUCCUCACCUCCGCCUCCGGGGACAAGGUUUACGGCGCCGCCAUCCAGUUCUACGAGUCGUUCCCGCGGGAGCGUCUGUCGGAGCGGCAGAGCGUGCGGCUCGGCCUGCUCAGCGUGGUCGACCGGCGGCCCAUCACCAGCCGCAGCCUGCAGGUCAAGAAGAGCGUGUGCGUGCUCUCCCAGUGGCCCUUCUUCACCGUCUUCCAGAAGUUCCUCACCUUCGUCUACAGAUACUCCAUCUCCGGACCGCACGUCCUGCCGCUGGAGAAGCACAUCUCCAGCUUCAUGCACAACGUCCCGUUCCCCUCGCCACAGCGGCCUCGGAUCCUCGUCCAGCUCUCUCCAUAUGACAACCUGCUGCUCUGCCAGCCGGUCUCCUCUCCGCUGCCGCUCAGCGGGGCGAGCUUCCUGAAGCUGCUGCAGAACCUGGGGCCGGAGAACGCCUGCACGCUGCUGCUGGCCGUCCUGACCGAGCACAAGCUGCUGCUGCACUCGCUGCGGCCCGACGUGCUCACCUCCGUGGGCGAGGCGCUCGUCUCUAUGACCUUCCCCCUGCGUUGGCCCUGUCCCUACAUCCCUCUCUGCCCGCUGCAGAUGGCUGAUGUGCUGCUCGCUCCGAUGCCGUUCAUCGUCGGCGUUCACUCGAGUUACUUCGACCUGCACGACCCGCCGGCCGACGUCGUGUGUGUCGACCUCGACACCAACACCAUCUUCCAAUCAGAGGACAAGAAGCCGUUGUCGUGGCGAUCGUUGCCCAGGAAGCACGCCAAGAUUCUGUUCAACUCUCUCACCAACCUGCACAAAACCCUCGAGAAGAUCUGCACUCCCGGCCAGGAGGAGGCGACGUUGGAGUUCCUGCUGACCGACUACGAUCAGAUCUACGGGCGUCAGAAGCAGCUGGAGCUGGAGAUCCAGGAGGCUUUCCUGCGCUUCAUGAGCUGCCUGCUGCGAGGCUACCGCAGCUUCCUGCUGCCCAUCACGCAGGCGCCGUCCGACACCACCACUGACUGCAGCUCGCUCUUCAACCUGCAGGGCUUCCUGAAGUCUCGGGAACGAACCCACCAGAAGUUCUACAGCCAGCUGACCCGGACUCAGAUGUUCACUCAGUUUAUCGAGGAGUGCUCCUUUGUCAGUGACCGCCACGCCUGCCUCGAGUUCUUCGACGAGUGCGUCCAGAAGGUGGAUGUGGAAAAGCCGGAGGAGGUGCGGCUGAUCGAUCUGGAUGAGAGUCACGGCGGAGAACACACGGUCUUCAUCAUGCCUCCCGAAGAGCCGCAGGAGCCCGACGGGUCAGAGAGCCCCGCCCCUUACAGCUAUGAGACCUUCCCCAUCCUGAGGUUGGAUCUCUUUGACCAGCCCCAGGACCAGCUCCGCCUGCCAGCCAAGGGCAGCGCCCCCAGUAGCCCCGCCCCCCGGCGCACCAAGCAGGAGAUCAAGCUGGCCCAGAAGCGAGCUCAGAAGUACUCGGCGGUGCCGGACAUGUGGUCCAAGUGCCUGCUGGGUCACUGCUACGGCCUCUGGUUCAUCUACCUGCCCACCUUCGUGCGGGCGGAGAGCGCCAAGGUGCGCGCGCUGCACACGGCCUACGACGUCCUCAAACACAUGGAGAACCGCAAGGUGGUGCUGCCCGACGAGGUGUGUUACCGGAUCCUGAUGCAGCUGUGUGGUCAGUACGGUCAGCCCGUCCUCGCUGUGCGCGUCCUGCUGGAGAUGAAGAAGGCUGGAAUCACACCCAACACCAUCACAUACGGAUACUACAACAAGGCGGUGCUGGAGAGCAAGUGGCCCUCCACCAAUCAGGGCUGCCGUCUUCGAUGGGCCAAGCUGCGGAACGUCGUAUUGGCUGUGGCCCAGUUCAGGCAGCCAAUCAAGCGGCGGCAGAAGAGCGGCUCGGUGGGGUCGCGGGCAGACUUCGCGAUAGACCAAAGGCCCCGCCCCCACUCCACUCUGAUUCGUCAGUCCAGCUGGAGCGGGCUGAGUGAAAGCUCCAGCCACGAGUCUCUGACCGGCCCGCUGGUCAAGAGCAACAGCCUGAGCAGCAUGAAGACCUCGGCCGACAAGGUCAAGCUGUCCAGGAAGGCCCUCCUCCGAAACACCGGGACCAACGGCUGCGGUGAUGCCGCCUCACGGAAACCCCCUCUGGGACCCCGAGACUCCUCCACCCCGCCUCCGGCGCCCCCCGCUGGCGGUCUGGUGCGGCGAAGUCAGGUGUGCCUGUCCACCUUCUACAAAGACUGUGCAGAGACGGCCGACUCGGACCUGGACUGCAGCUGCCAGCCGGCGGAGCGGGACGGCAGGCCGGCGGGGUCGCGCGACUCGUCCGGCAGGAACAAGGCCGUGGACGAGAACUACAACAACGUGGCGUCGCCGAGCCGAGGAGGCCUGGCCGGGAAACUGCAGCAGCUCCUCACCCCGACCCGACACCGAGCCUCCGUCCGCCGAGCCGCCAGCGUGGACGACCGACGACCAGGAGGAGGAGGAGGAGGAGGAGGAGGAGGAGGAGGGAGCCGCAGGGUGUCGGAGCAGAGGCAGUCCCGUAAAGCCCAAGUGGCUGAAACGCUGCUGAAAGCCAAGGAGCGGCUGGUCAACGCUACCUCAGAGAGCUCGCUGUCUGUGGGCAGCGACAUCGACUUGACGGACACUCCCAGCCCGGCCUAUCCGCUGCGCCGCUCCUGGGACGCCAGUCAGGAGGGGGCGGGGCUAGAGGUGCUGAUGUCGAGCUGCUCUCUGUGUCGGAGCUGUAACUCGCUGGUUUACGACGAGGAGAUCAUGGCCGGCUGGACGUCCGACGACUCCAACCUGAACUCCUCCUGCCCCUUCUGCUCCGCCUCCUUCGUGCCCUUCCUCAACGCCGAGAUCUGCGACCUCGGGCCCGUCAGCAGUGCCGAGCGCAGCCACUGGAACGUGGAGGACGAGGUGGAGAGCGCGGUGAGGCCCCCUGGUGGCCAAGAGGCCGGCCUGCGAGUCCACUGCAACGGUCUGAGUGAAGACUCCAGCUCUGAGACCAGCGGCUACUCAGAGAGCAGCAGCACCACCGUGGGCUCGUCAGUGGGCGGAGCCCCCCAGGUGGCGGUGGCGUACCUGAGCCCCUUGGUGCUGCGGAAGGAGCUGGAGUCUCUGCUGGAGAACGAGGGCGAGGCAGUGCUGGCUCAGCCCCAGCUGCUCGACAGCCACUCCAUCAUCUUCUGGAACCUGGUCUGGUACUUCCAGCGGCUCGGCCUGCCCAGCAACCUGCUGCAGCUCGUCCGCAGCUCGCCGCUCGCCGGCCAGCUCACGCAGUCGGAGAGCUCGGCGGUGAGGGUGAGGCUCCUGUGGGACACGCUGGCCCCCGACACGGACCAGUGGCCGCCGCUCUACGUCCUCUGGAGGAUCCACAGUGGCGUGCCGAUGCGCAGCUACAGCUGGCGGCGACACAACCACCCGUUCACGCUGUCCUUCCUGGAGGAGGUGCUGCGCUGGGUGGGCAUGAACGAGGUGCACAAGGCCGUCACGCUCUUCCUGGAGACGCUGGCCAAGCAGCCGGGCUCGCCCCGCAUCCAGAGGAGUUUGUACAGAGAGAUGCUCUUCCUCACUCUGGCAGCGAUGGGCAAAGACCACGUGGCUGCGUUCGAUAAGAAGUACAAGGCGGCGUACUCGCGGCUCAGCGGCUCUCUGGGUCGGGAGGAGCUGCGCAGGAAGCGAGUUCAGCCUCCGAGCCCGAAAGCCGUCGACUGCCGCCGCAGCUUCCACCCGCCCCUCGAGUGCUGAUUGGCUCACCGGCGGGAACAGGAAGUGCGACGUCCCUCUCCUCCCCCGCCCGGCGGCCACGGCGCCCUCCGCCAUUUAGGAAGAAGAAGAAGAGGAGAAAACCCGGAUGAGCGCUGCCUUCACCUGCUUGUAUUCUUCACCUCUGUGCUGCCUCCUAGUGGACAUUUGGGGUGUUGCGCUGCCUCCUCUCCCCCGUUUCCUCUCCUCGCCUCGUCGGUGUGAACCCAGCGGCCGUCUGGCUCCCAUUCACCUCCCGAUUUUGACGAUCUAACCGCUCGGAGGGUUUGAGCGCCACCUACUGUUCCCUCGCUUUAGUCGUGCAACACAACAAAAGGGUGUAAUAUAUAGCGAGCCAUAAUCUAUGCAUACGUCAUCAGCCUGUUGGACCUGCGUGCGUGCGCCGCCUCGAGGCGUGGAGGCGGCCGUGUGUUUCCAGGCCGUCACGCUCAGAGCCACGUGAGGCGAUCAGACCUCAGACGUCUCAAAGCUCCUGUCGUCUUCGCUUGCAUGAGGUCGUCUAGACCGGAGGUUCUCAUGUGGGGGUUCCUGAGAUUGUUUUAAAAUGUUAAUUUAAAAAAUAUUAGUCGUGCAUAAUUCCUAAAAGUAAAAAAUGGGCAGUUAAAAAGUCGUGCGACAUCGACUCUGAGUAAAGACUCUGUAGUCUUCAGUCUGUCAGAGUGAACACAGCAGCCCGCUCGCUUUGAUUUGGGAGAGGACAAGGUUGUUUUGGCGAAGGAUGCGGCUGUCAUCCCACGGUGUUUUUUCCAAGGUCCCAAACGCCCAAAACCAAAAGAGAAGGUGAGAUCCCAAACUCGCUCUCUCCAGUCACACGGGACUUUUCCAGAGUUUCCCAGGGUUUAGGGUUUCCUGCCUUACCAAACAGGAGUAGGCCAGCUGGGUAGAACCAACCAGUAGAGUCCCAAGGACCACCGAGGCACGUAAGCCCCCACGCCACGUCAAGGCAGAGUCCAAUGUGGAGUUUAUUUUAUUUUUUUUAAAAAUUUUUUAAAUACACACACACACACACACACACGCUAAUAAAGUCAACUAAUAACUAUCUGAACUAUUACUGGAACUGUGAACAAUGCCCAACUGCAAACUAACUACAAAACUACAAAAAUCCUACAACUAUUUACAACUAUUUACAACUAUUUACAAGUAUUUACAAGUCUGCCAACAAGCGCAGCCUCUUCUUUGCAAAUGCUGCCAUUGUCCUUGCUGGCAAUAAGUGUGACUCGCAGCUCUUCAGGUAGAGGACAUAAGCAGCCUUUUGAGGGACAGUCUUGUCCUGGCUGAUAAAGGACAUCUCCAUGGGAGUCCAGCGAGGGUUGAGGUUGGCUGGGAUGAACCUCAAGAUGCCCGUUCGGACAUUCUGCUGUUCUUCCCCCUCUUCCACAGCCUGAGGAUCUGUCUCCUCCUCACUGUCACUCUCCUUUUCCCGGCGCCUUUUCUUGCUGGGGGUGUCUGGGGUUCCGGGUGCUGGUGCCUGUUUGGGUGGCAACCUGGUGGGGAUUGUGUCGUGCAGCCUCCACAGUUUGAAUGGGGUCCCCUUAGGCAGCAUGUAUUUGCUCAGCAGCAGGAGCUCCUGCAGCCUGGCUGUUGUCAAGGGCACGUCCCGCAGGAGGUCCUCCAACGCCUUGAACGAGACAAAGUCGUUGUUUUCGAGGAAUGCGAUGAAAGACAGGAGGGCGAGGACCUUCAGCUUUUGCCCAGCAUUGAGGGUAGCAGGGAGCCGGCGCAUGCACUUCUCCAUCCAGGGCAUGCCCAGUUCCCUGUACCUCUCAAACGUCCGGGCGUAGCACAGUCCUCGCCUCUCCAUCUCCUGGAGGACGUGCCCCUGGACUUCUGCCACCUUUGUGACCAGCUGGGUCUCUCGUCCCUCAUCGUAUAGCUCGAUGAGGGACUUGAAGUCCCAGCUGGCACGGGCAUGGUGGGUUUGCCAAAACCUCAGAUGCGGGAACCAGCGGAGCUUCAUUUCCUCCAGGCCCAGCUGAAGGCAGUGGAGUGGGUCCUUCCCCGACCGGACCACUAUCUCCUUGGCUUGGUCGAAGGUCCCUGGAAACGGAAAGGCCUUUUUCUUGACCACCAUCUCCAGGAACACUUCGACCUUUUGCCCUCCCACCACCCGGUACAGGGAACGGCCGUCCACCGCCUUCAGCUUGGCGAGGGGAAUGUGCUCCGCCGACAUCCGGAAAACAUCCCCCAACAGGACCAUCCAUAGCUCUGCCCCCACGACGGAGUCUGCUGCCCCCAGGGACUCGACCAACUUGAAAAUCCGCUUGAUGCGGAGAUGGUCGUCCCUGGUCCAGUUCUCCAGGGGAGGGCAGCAGACCUCCGCCGUGGCGGCAUUCCAUGGGGCCAGGCCCAGGAAGCCCCUUGCCCGUGUGGAGGACUUGUCAACAGUGCUGUUGGUGCCCAAUGCGAUGGACAGCUGGCGGUCAGUGGGGGACAGGGGGUGCCCAAACACCAGCUCCUCUAGAGCCAGCUCCGCCUGGUAGGCUCUCCAGGAGCACUCAAAGAUGCCCCAAGCGUUUGUUUGCCCAUGUGCGGACCUGAGGACUCCGUUCAGGUACUCCAGCGCCUCCAGGACCACGGCCCUCAGAGUCAUGCCGUCCCCCGUGGCGACCAAUUCCUCCGCGUCCAGAACACUGGGGCAGUCAUCGCUGCUGAAGAGCCGUACCUGCUCUAGACGGCAGGACAGGGGCUUCUUGAACUUGACCUCCAUGUCCUCCAUGUGGUCCAGGCCCUGGCGUUCAUGGCCUUGGAGACCUCAUGGUGGAGGAGGCCGCAAGUCGUGAUUGCCCCACUCACCGGAUGUUUGUAGGGCAGGUUGAUGUGAGUGUGGGGGGAGUCAGUGUACAGCUGGACAAAGUUCAGCUUCCCACGGUCCUCCUCCCCACAAUACAUGCUGGUGGUGGACACUAGGGUGCACGCAGCGUGCACCGAGCAGGAGACAAUGUGGUCCAGGUCCACCACCGCCGCCAAGUCCACCAUCUCCCGGCUCUUCUGACCAAACUUGGUCAGGGACAGCAAGAACCUGACCGUGGGAUCAGUGUCCACAGCCUGGAUCGCCCUAUCCAAAACCCCCAGGCCAAACUGCUGGUCCUGGGGCAGGAGGUUGAAUUUGGCAGGGUUCGCCAGGCUGUUUUUCUGGACAUUGUCCCUGGCCAAGUUCUUCCUGUCCAGGGAACGCAGCGCCGUGCUGAACUGAGACCUCACCUCAUGCAGCAUCUCCACCAUCUUGGAGGGGGCCCCCGCAGAUCUUCCUGAGUGCUUCCCUGGCGGCGGGGCAGCACUCCUCCAGGUCCACGUGCUUUUUGAGCAUGUGGUAGUGGGGCUUCAGCAUGUUCUUGUUGACUGGAGGGAGGUUGAGGUAGGGGAUUUGGGCCCUCACCCCCUUCAGCCUCUGAAGCUCCACCACCACACCGUCCACAUCAAAGUUGGCCUCCAGGAACCCCUCCUCCCAGUCGUACGUGGUGGGGAAGACUGGGACCCUGAGGUCCUGGUCCUCGAGGAAGGCCUCGAUGUCUGGCUUGUCCUCCAAUGCCUCAACAAACAUCAGGGCAUUGGCCUUAAUAUAUAUAUAUGUAUAUGUAUUUAUAUAUACAGUAGGGCUAACCCUAACCCUCCAGCUCCUCCAGCAGAUCCAGGCUGAGGUUUGCAGGAGAGCCUGGCUUUGAGAGGCUGCUGCUGUCUCACACACACACACACACACACACACACACACACACACUCACACACACAGAUCUCCUGCAAAACCGCAACAGGAAGCUCACCUGGGAGGACACGGCCCUGACAGCAUCAUCAUCACCAUCAUCAUCAUCAUCAGUGCUUUCCAGCCUUCAGACAUACACCACAAAACACAGCCGAGAUGAAAGUGUUCACACUUCACACACACACACACACACACACACACACACAAACACACACAUUUAACCCUUUCUGCUCGUGGUGGACGGCGGUGGCGUGCAGCAGCAGCGUGGGAGCAGAGCGACAUCGACCUUUUGGGAGACGAUAGUUUCAUUUUAGUUUUUUUGUUCCAGCGUGAUGAAGACCGCCUGGCGGUCGGGCCGAAAGGGAGAAGUGGCGUCGUCUUGUUGAUUUGGAAAAGGAGGCGGGGUCAGCAGGGAGGGGAUCCGACGUCCACGUGGAGAUUCUGUGACGGACGCUGGAGUUUACAGGAAGUCAGACUGAUCCAGCUCGAGCGUCAGGAUCCCGUCAGACGAGGGUUUAUGGACCUUUAGCAGACAGGAGGUGGAGACACACAGGAGGCGGCGAGCGGCUGCUGAUGUGAGAACUUUUCCAAAAUUUCCCCCCAAACAGCUCGGAGAGGAAGCGCAGCCUGUUGGCCUCAUGGACGCCCAGCUGAUGUUACCAUAGUAACCAGAGAAUAACACUGACUGAUAAAGCAACAUGUGCUUAUUGGAGUAUGGAGAGCCGGCCGGUGUGAUCAUGUGAUUUAUUAUCCAGGCGGGAGUUUGUUUCAGCUCAUCCAGAGGAACAUCUUAUCAUCCAGCUGUCACAUCAUCCAGCUGUUCAUUACAGUUUCAGCGGCAAGAUUUAACGGCUGUUUUGCUCCUUGGUUUGUUUUUUUGUUUUUUGUUUUUUUUUUCCUCGUGUUGCAUUGGACUUGUCGCCUUCAGGACGGCACUCAGAGAAAAGGGACUGGAAGCAAAAGUGUUUGUUUGUACAGACAGGAGGGGAGUGUGUGUGUGUGUGUGUGUGUGUGUCCGGGGCCGAGGGGACGAUCUGCUCUAAAUCUGGCGUCGCGACUAAUUUCAAACUGACUGAAGCCUCAAAAAAAAAAAAAAGAAAAACCUUUAACAUUAGAAAAGCUGGUGGCUGUUUUCUGGCUUUAUUUUGAAAAUCUAACCAGCAGUGUGUACAGGAAGCAGCAGGACGAGCUGUGAAGGGUUAAAGGGACAAAACACAUUUUUUGAUUUUUUUUUUUUUUAUCAUCUCGAACCGAGAGCCCAGACGAGCUGAAGGCGACUCGCCCGCUUCCGAGCGUCCGUCACGUCUCCUGUUUGAUCUGAUCUGAUGCAGAUUUACUUCCUGUCUGUCUGUCUGCCUGUCUGUCUGUCUGCCUGUCUGUCUGUCUGUCUGCCUGUCUGUUGGAGGUUUGGUGGGAAAAACACCCAGCAUGCUUUGUGUUCCCCAGCACGGUGAAGGACCUGGUUCGGUUCGAUGUCAGUUUUAGUUUUACUGAGCCUUGGGAUUCGAACCUGUGACCCGCUGAAGUUUGUCUGCCCGCUGAAAAUCUGAAGAGCUAAAACCCGACAAGAUUUAUCAGGAUUAUCAGGAAAAUCAGAGAAUUGUUUUUUUCUUUUCUCAUUAUUUUGCUGUUUUGAAUUGGAAAGUAGAUCCGGCAGUUAAACUUACAUACAGUAACCUUACGCCAGGAAAACCCUGACCUGAUAAUUUCACAAAUAAUUGUAGGUAUAUGACAAUUUUUAAAAAAAAAAAAGUUACCAUGGAGAGUUUUUGUGGAUUUUGGACAAAAUAAUAAGAGCUUCAAAGAUCAGGAAAAAAAACAAAACGCUUGGAAACCCUGGAGAAGGAGGCGGCGACGUGCAGGUCGCUUUGUUUAGUCCAAAAUGUCAAAUUAAUCAUUCAUAGCUUCAAAACAUGGCGGAGCAGGAACAAAGUAAAGGUGUGCGUCCUCUUGUGCAGCAGCGAGCGCGAUCCCUCUGCCGCCUCAGCCCGGAAAAGUCUGGAAAACACGCCGGAAUAUUUUCAAACUGUUCACAAAGUCUGGACGUGUGUUGUUUCAUCACCAAAGGGGAAAAAAAAUACAAAAAAAAAAAAAAAACCUCCACAUCUCAAUGUUGAAAAUAUUCUGACGGUUUCCUGAUGAUGAGCUGCAGCCUCAUCUCCUGCCCUCU
Molecule: messenger RNA, 10748 nt
Organism: Myripristis murdjan (pinecone soldierfish)
Lineage: Eukaryota; Metazoa; Chordata; Actinopteri; Holocentriformes; Holocentridae
Gene: dennd4b
Product: DENN/MADD domain containing 4B
Exons: 29
Coding region: 307-4863 (1518 amino acids)
Biological process (GO): regulation of Rab protein signal transduction
Cellular component (GO): cytoplasmic vesicle
Molecular function (GO): protein binding
Source: RefSeq, a predicted model, not a curated record